Molecule: messenger RNA, 1029 nt
Organism: Scaptodrosophila lebanonensis
Lineage: Eukaryota; Metazoa; Arthropoda; Insecta; Diptera; Drosophilidae
Gene: CIA30
Product: complex I intermediate-associated protein 30, mitochondrial
Exons: 2
Coding region: 69-959 (296 amino acids)
Biological process (GO): mitochondrial respiratory chain complex I assembly; mitochondrial electron transport, NADH to ubiquinone
Cellular component (GO): mitochondrion
Source: RefSeq, a predicted model, not a curated record
GCACUUCAGGCUAACACAGUUUAGGCCAAAUUUUAACCAUUUAAAUAAAAUAUGCUUAGAUAGUUAAAAUGCACAGUUUGCUGAGACAAACACAACGCUUGCACUGCCUGGCGCCAGGAGGAGCUAUGCUGAUUCAUACAACGGCCACGCAGCGCACGUUCUGGGAGCGCGAAAAGAAAUCCGGCUACAAAACGAAACUACCUGAGCCGUCUAAAAAACAACUAAUAGUUGAUGGUUUCCGCGAACUAAAGCAGGAGAUAAAACUUUGGCGUCAAGAGGUGGAGGAACAUCUGGUGAGCGAUCCGAUUUUGGUAUUUCGACCAGGCGAAACAGAUGUAGUGUUUGAUUUCAAAGCGCCAGAUGCGCUUGACAAAUGGACUGUAACCACAGACAGCGAUCAUGGCGAGGGUAAAAGCAGUGCAACAUUGGAAUUGAGUGCAUCAGGAGCUGGCUUAUUUCACGGUGAGGUGAACUCAGAGCACACCAAGGAUGGUAUAAUCAAAAGGACAGGCUAUGCCAAUAUACGCACGAAGCGCGUGCGCAAAUCAUUUAAACGUGAAUCCACCUACGACUGGACGCAGUACAAUAUGCUAGUGAUGAAGGUGCGUGGUGACGGACGCAGUUAUCUAAUCAAUUUACACACCGAAGGCUACUUCGAUAUUAUGUGGAAUGAUAUCUACCACUAUGUGCUGUUCACGCGGGGCGGCCCACACUGGCAGAUUGCCAAAAUACCCUUCUCCAAGUUCUUCUAUUCGUCCAAGGGUCGGGUUCAGGAUCGCCAGGGCCCUAUUCAGUUAAAUCGUGUUACCCACUUUGGUUUCUCAGUGGCUGCCAAGAAAGGGAUGGACGGACCCUUUGGCUUGGAAAUCGACUAUGUUGGUCUGGAAUACGAUCCCAGUCAUCGGGAGGAGUUUGCAUACGAAAUGUACAAGACCCAAAAGUAUAUCGCAGCAACGUAGUAAAUCUAUUUAACUAUACAAGAGCCAAUAAAACACAAGUUAGUUUUCGUUUGUUGCAACAACAAAAAAA